AUGAAACGUGUCCAUCAAAAUGAGCAGCCGUCGUGCUGGAAACGAUACUGCUCGGCGAGUCCAGAGUUGGUUCCGCCUGAAAAUAGGACGCCGAUGAACGAAACUAAACAGUUUUAUAGCGGGUGAGCGAGUGGCUGCAUAUCGCAGAGAAAACAGUGGUUUUUUCCAGCGAGAAUGGGAUAAUUGAACUGAAAAAGAACAUCAUCUCAAUUGUGGACCCCAAGCCACGAACUGUCAAUCAAUACGUCCUUGCCGCACUUCGAAAACCUGGAACAUACUUUGUACAGUAAGCAUUGAACUUUUUGACCCACUUAGAAUAUUCACAUCAAACUGAUUCACGGAUCAAUAGUCCAGGCCCUUUGCCCAACCAGGGUGAAUCAAAGAACAACUUCCAAGUCCUUAGCGGUCAGUCACAAACCACAGUUUUCUCUCUGCUUUAUGCAAAAUGUCACACCUAAUCUGAUGAUGUGCCACAUUGUAAGGACGAGCACAGAAUGAUGUUUGUUUCAGAACCAAAUCCAGCCUAAUUGGACCAUUCUUCACAACGCCCACGCCUGCCGACUGCCCAAAAGGGGAACUUGUCAUGAUUUAUGAGGUAAUCUGUUGAUCAUUGAAUGAAAUCAGCGAAGAAAUCACAUUUUCAGUGCUGUAGUCGGUUUUCCGAGACGAGCACGUCAUGUUUUCGCCCGAUUGGUCUUUUACAAAACUGA
This is a messenger RNA of Caenorhabditis sp. 36 PRJEB53466, 710 nucleotides long. NCBI's taxonomy places the organism in Eukaryota, Metazoa, Nematoda, Chromadorea, Rhabditida, Rhabditidae. The record is from the annotation of a GenBank genome assembly.